AUGGCUACACAAGAAGCGAAAGAGGUGGUCAAAAGUGGAUGGCAGGGCAGGACCUCGCUAUAUGCCACACCGAACGGCGCUACAACGGCUCCUAGAUCCCACCUUCAGAAGAGCCACCAUUCGCUGAUCGGUAUUGGGAGCUCUGAUGGAGGCAGUGGAGCUAGCGAUUCUGAGCCUAGUCCUCGCCGUCAGAAGACCCUUGAAGAGAGCCUAAGGAAGACGCUUGUGACCAGAGCGACAGGGCAGCUUUUCAAGGAUACGUUACUUGGUUGGCUAGCCGGCGCAAAUAUUCCGUUCUCCGGAAUCGAACACCCUCUUUUUCGCCAGCUCCUCUACCUCAUGAAUAAGGAUCUUCUACAGGAGGUCCUGCCUCAGAGCGGCGACACCAUCAGGGCGUGGAUGAAAGCGGAGUUCGAGGCUGAGAAAGAGCUCCUAAAAGAUGAGCUUGCAAGGUCACCAUAUAAGAAGCACCUAGCCUUCGAUCUCUGGACCUCUCCAAAUCAGUACGCUCUCCUCGGCAUUACCGUCCACUUCGUCGAUCAAUCACAACAGCUUCAAUUCCGCCUCCUAGCGCUGAAACGCGUAUUUGGGAGCCAUGGGGGUGAAAAUAUCGGUCUAGUCCUACAGGACGUAAUCAAGGAUUUCGGGCUUUCUGAGGCUGUUGGUUACCUAACCGCUGAUAAUGCAGAUUCGGGUGAUCUGGCUAUAAGAGAGCUAUUUCAGGCCCUUCUUCCCCAAAACGACUCGGUCUCGGUCUCGAGCAUCGCGUGCCAACGCCGAAUUCGCUGUGUCAAUCACGAACUAAACCUCUGUGCGACUGGCUUCCUCGAUGGUACAUUCAAGGAGGCAAUUAAGAAGCUCCCUCCUGGAUCAGAGGAGCGUGAACUCCUUCAAGAAGAAAACGACUUCCUCGAAAACUGGCGUCAAUCAGGCUCAAUCAACAAGCUUCAUAACCUAAUGGGUUGGAUCAGGAGAGGCGCACAACGAACGGAGCAGUUUCUUCAGCUUACAUGUGGUGAGCUGACAGAAGAAGAACUCCUCGAAUUCGGCCAGGUCUUGUGGGAUACUCGUGAGCUUGGCGGCUUGAUGGGCGCCUCGAAUCGCCGAGGUAGCAGCAUCUUUGCAGUACUUACUCGAUCACUUUCGUCAGCAGCGAAGCAUUUACAUCGACGAUAUCGUGAAUCCUGCGAUAAACGGCCCCGAGUUCGCUGGCACUACAAUCUUCGUUGGGCAUCAGCUACCGGCGUUGCAGCCGAUCGCGCCGCCCAGUCCAAGAUCUUCUCUGACCGACCGCAACGGGAGCGGCGCCAGCCUGCGAGAUACAGAGACGGCGCAAACGACGCGGAAAUAGCGGAAAAUGACAAUUCAGCUGCCUUUUCCGACCGAGAAAACCUUCAGGACUCUCCUGCUUAUUGGGCAGCGAUGAUCCUGCAUCCUGGUCUUAAGAAGCGAUGGAUUGAGAAGCAACUCUCUGAAGAAUACGCUCAGCGGAUCAUUCAAGGCUUCACGAAGUUCUUUGACGAAGAGUAUAACAAACAGGGCUCUCCAGUCCCCCGACAGUCGGUUCAGACUCGACCGAACUACCUCAUCGGCGAAGACUUCUACGAUAAGCCUGAGGAUUUCCUAUUGAAGGAUGAGCUUACUGAAUACUUUUCUAUGUCAUUAUUGCCUGUGGAGGACCCCCUGGAAUGGUGGCGCCAGCACCAGACUUCAUUGCCGAAGCUUGCAAAGAUGGCGUUCGAUAUCCUGUCAAUACCGGCCACUUCUUGUGAGGUGAAGAGAGUAUUCAGCCAAUCGAAGUUGACGGUAUCGACACAGAGAUGUCGAUUGAUGGACCAGACAGUUGAGCUGCUCGUUUGCUUGAAGUAUUGGCUGUCAAAACGGGGGUCUUGA
Chaetomium globosum CBS 148.51 is the source of this 1893-nucleotide messenger RNA. RefSeq lists its product as uncharacterized. The coding region runs from base 1 to 1893 and encodes 630 amino acids. Gene Ontology annotation, molecular function: protein dimerization activity. Lineage: Eukaryota; Fungi; Ascomycota; Sordariomycetes; Sordariales; Chaetomiaceae. The transcript is spliced from 4 exons. The record is from RefSeq and is a predicted model, not a curated record.